Hemicordylus capensis (graceful crag lizard) is the source of this 3227-nucleotide messenger RNA. RefSeq names its product solute carrier family 39 member 13 (gene SLC39A13). NCBI's taxonomy places the organism in Eukaryota, Metazoa, Chordata, Lepidosauria, Squamata, Cordylidae. Gene Ontology annotation, biological process: zinc ion transmembrane transport; intracellular zinc ion homeostasis. The coding region runs from base 207 to 1316 and encodes 369 amino acids. Gene Ontology annotation, molecular function: zinc ion transmembrane transporter activity. The transcript has 10 exons. The record is from RefSeq and is a predicted model, not a curated record. Gene Ontology annotation, cellular component: membrane.
AGUAGUGCCUGGGCUAAUGUGGUCGUCACAGUGAAGCUUUUUGAUCCGAGAAGGAGGGAACCGACGUGGCUGAGUUUGGGAGGCGGAGCUGAGGUGAUGGAAGGGGCGGGGGGAGACCCGAGUGCAGACGCAGCUGGAUGGCAGGGGCAGCCCGGAGCUCCCCGGUGUCACACGGGAUUAGCCAGCCAGGCUGAGACUGUGCAGUGAUGAUGGGGGAAAGGCUGCUUCCUCAUGGACCCCUCUCCUUCUUGUUGCUCGCUGUUGCCUGCCAGGCCCACGAUCUUCCACUGGCCCAAGCUGCCAGUGGGGCUAGCCCUCUGUGUGAAAAAGAGGCAAAGUCCUGGGGGUCCAUAUUCAGCGAGGAAUGCCUGGAUGCCUGGGUUUGUUCUCUGAUUGGUUCGGUUGUGGUUGGGCUGAGCGGGGUUCUUCCCCUGCUGAUAAUUCCGCUUGAGACGGGAGCAGCUCUGAAUUCAGAAGAGGGAUCCCAUCGAAUGAAGCAGCUGCUGAGUUUUGCAAUUGGUGGGCUCCUGGGAAAUGUGUUUCUCCACCUACUCCCCGAAGCCUGGGCCUACACUUGCAGUGCCACUGAAGGAGAAGGACAGAGCUUCCAGCAACAGAAGCUUCUGGGGCUCUGGGUGAUAAUUGGCUUGCUGACCUUCCUGAGUCUGCAGAAGCUGUUCCCAGACAGUGAAAUGCAAGAAUGUUCCAACUUGGUCCAUGAUUCCAAAGCAGCUGCUAAAAAGAUUCCAAAUGGGAGCAGCUUCUCUGUACGGGAGGCAGCCAAUCCAGUGCAAAGAACGAAGUUGGGUACAGCUCAGUGUAACGGUUCUUCUCGCUCAUCUUCACUACCAGCCCAGAAAAUAAAGAUCAGUGGAUACCUCAAUCUUUUGGCCAACACGAUAGACAACUUUACACAUGGCUUGGCGGUGGCAGCCAGCUUCCUGGUCAGCAGAAAGGUUGGGCUCCUGACCACCAUGGCGAUCCUUCUGCAUGAAAUACCCCAUGAGAUGGGAGACUUUGCCAUCCUCCUGCGUGCUGGGUUUGAUCGCUGGAGCGCAGCCAAAUUGCAGCUCUCCACAGCCCUAGGAGGGAUUCUAGGAGCUUGCUUUGCAAUUUGUGCUCAGUCACCUAAAGGGUCAGGGGAAACCAUAGCUUGGAUUCUCCCAUUUACUUCUGGGGGAUUUUUGUACAUCGCCUUGGUCAAUGUCGUGCCUGAUCUCCUGGAAGAGAAGAAUCCCUGGAACUCGGUGCAACAAGUCCUCCUCCUGUGCACUGGCAUCGUCGUCAUGGUGCUUCUCUCCUUCACGACAGAGUGACUCCUGCUCAGUCAGGCUGCCUUUUGCUGCUUCCCAAAGCUGCCUUCCUUCUGAACGGUUACCAAGCAAUAAGGGACACCAUUGGAUUUUUCUUCACUCCGUACCUGUGGAGCCAGCUGCUGCUAUGCGAGACCAAUGAGGGAAGCAAGAUGUGUUGGGAAUAGUGGACUCCAUGUCUUGUUUCUAAAACAUCACGCGUUUCCAAAAUGUCGAGGAAAGAGAGUGGUUUCUUUAAAAAGAAAAAGAAAAAGGCAAAGCAAAACAUUAAGUAUAUAUAUAUUUUAGGAAAAAAGCAGCGGUGGAAAGAGGAACUGCUUUUGAGAGACUGGAUAGUGCUGCUGCUUAGACUUGCUUGAGCAAAACUCCAGAGUGGAAUAAAAGGCCAGAUCUUGGCACCUAGGUAAAGGUGAAAGAAUUCUCUUCUCUCCUGGGCUCCAAGACCUGGAAAAAGGUGCUCUAAAUAUCAGCCAAAGACCAGCUUAUUUCAUACAGCUUUACUGUACAAAGGGGACAGAGUCUGCUCCUGCCUGAUCCUCUUCCUCUUCCUCCUCCUAGUAACUGAAGGUGCUGCUGAACUGAGCAAGGUCUUCUUCGGGUUCAUUUUGGUGUAAGGGUGAUGUUGAAAUCAGGAUUCCCCAGGGGCUGUCCCAAGACAUAUUGCUGCCUGAGGCAAAGGACAUUACGACACCCCCGUCCCAAUCUGCUUAGCCCCCCCCCCCCGUCCCAAUCUGCUUAGCAUCCUCGGGCCAUGCUGCUGAGGUGGUAGUCGUAUGCCAGCUAGCCAGGCAUUUGUGGCAGGGGUAUUGCUAGCCCAAGUCAAGCAAGUGGAGAAGAGGUGCACCCCAGCUGGGUAAAGAGGGAGAAAGGAACCGCAUGCCCUAGAGGGCAAGGAAGGGCAGCAGCCUGUGGUGGUAGGACCCAGCACUUACUCCCACUAUACCCAUCUCUCCGGCUGAGGCUAUCACCUGCCUUAUGGAAGGGUCGCCCUGGGAUUCACAUUGGAAGCUGAUGCAGCCAUAAUUCUCUGUCCCUGUUUAUAGCUGCACAUCUUAAACUGGGAAGAGCUUCUUCUUUCAGAUCAUAAGGUGCUUGAAUAGCAGGUUCAGUCACUGUGGUUGUGCCACAGUUCCUGUGCCACAUUUCCAUGGGCUCACUUGGCAGCCUAUUUGAGGAGGGAGAUGUGACUUGCUAAAGGGUGGCUAAGAGGAAACAUGGAGGUAGAGGGGACAGAACUGAGCACACCAAGGCUGCACAAGAAGCAGGGCAUGCUCAGGGGCUUGCUCGGACCUUUGAGGAAGAAAAGCAGGAAAAGGGUCUGGGGAAAUUGUAGGUGCUUGUUGGGAUAGGAGGAGGAGAUAUGGCCUCUUUAUUAUGAUCAGGGCUAUGUAUAUUCUGUGCUACUAAAAAAAGAAAAUCCAAUCUUGUGCUAAGGGAUUGCGUUUGGCAACCUAUACAAACUGUGUGAAAUUUGCUUAUUUCAUCUUUUAUCCUGCUUCUGCUGGUCCUCAGGAUGGGUCAAGAGCUAUGCAAGGACACUGAAGCCUCACUUGGACUCAAGGAAAUGUUGCUCAGGUGCACAGAGUGAAACUAUUUUGAAAAAUGGGUUCUGUUCUGCUCAUCAGUGUUUUUUUAAUUUCCUGGCUCAGUUCUGGUUCAGACGAAGACUUUAAAAAGUAGUUUGGUAACCAGUUCAAACACUUUGAAUCAGUUUAGAUAUAUUUUAUGCAGAAUAUUAUUACACCUUUGCUUUCAGUGCAACUUUAUAAAAUGAAUAGAAUAAUUAUUUCACUUGAGAAAAAAGUAUUUAUUUUUUAAAACCUCUCUCUGGAAUUUUAAGGAGUUCUCUACCUACUGAAUACAUACCACAGGAUACAGAACAAGAAAAUAAAGCAAUCCUAUAGUUGAAAUCCA